UAGUCAUAAGGCUGUACACACGUCUAAAUUCAAGAAACAUUUGUUUUCAAUUUUGAGUUUAGUACAGUGCUAAGAUUUCAGUUUUGUAAAUGAGACAUAUUGAUCUACUCACUAGUACCUGACACUAAGGUCUUUCUAUUCUAGAAGUUCUUAGUUCAUAUCUUUUUCUUUAGGUCCCAUUAAAACCUACUGUACUAAAUGGAAGAAGCAAACCAGUCUGCCAUGUCUGAGUUUAUGUUUCAGGGACUCUGUGAUUCAAGGGAGUUCCAGACACUCCUCUUUCUGCCAUUUUCUGUACUCUACCUGAUGACGGUUGUGGGUAACCUCUUUGUUGUGCUACUCAUCAUCACUGAUCUCCGUCUCCAUUCCCCCAUGUACUUUCUCUUAGCCAACCUUUCAUUUGUUGAUUGUUGCCUUUCCUCAGUAACCACCCCUAAAUUAACCACAGACUUUUUAAAGGAAAAUAAGACAAUUUCCUUUGCAGGCUGCAUGAGUCAGAUCCUCUGCGUGCAUUUCUUUGGAGGGGGUGAGAUGGUGCUUCUCGUGACAAUGGCCUAUGACCGUUAUGUGGCCAUCUGCAAGCCACUCCAUUACUCCAGCAUCAUGGACAGAAAAAAGUGCAUCUGGUUAGUUUUGAUAUCAUGGAUCAUUGGCUUUGUGCAUGCCAUAAGCCAACUGGCAAUGAUUUUGGAUCUUCCCUUCUGUGGACCCAGAGUAGUAGAUAGCUUUUUCUGUGAUAUACCUUUGGUGAUCAAGUUAGCCUGCAUGGAUACUCAUACUUUGGGAACAGUGAUAAAUGCUGACAGUGGGACUUUGGCAACAAGCUGCUUCAUUCUCUUGCUGAUUUCCUACACCUAUAUCUUAUUAAGUCUGCGCCUGCACUCUAAAGAUGGGGCAUCAAAGGCACUCUCUACCUGUACUUCCCACAUCACAGUGGUGGUGCUGUUCUUUGGACCCUGCAUCUUUAUCUACCUGUGGCCACUCAGCAUCACUUGGGUGGACAAGUUUCUUGCAGUGUUUUACACUGUAAUCACACCUCUCCUGAAUCCAGCCAUUUAUACACUGAGAAAUAAAGAGAUUAAGAAUGCCAUAAAGAGACUGUUAAAUCAGCAUGUGCAUUUAAGAGAUAAUUAUUAGAUAUGAAUCAGAAAAUUCACUGUAUGCACUCGUUUGACCACAUUUUAAACUGUAAACUGAAUUAUGCAUAUCUGAAUUGAUUCAUAUCUGUAAGCUAUUAGUCCAGAUGCUUUGUUUUUCCAUCAUGAAAAUAUGUUUAUGAAUCUAACAUUUAGAUUCUUACCAGCUGAACAAAAUAAUUGUACCUAAAUAUUUAUUUGUAUAUGUUCAAAAAUUAUCAGAUGAUAGAAAUAAUUGUAAAAAUAAUUUCCAUAAUUUAUUAAACAGUACCUAUGUUCUCAAUACUGUGCAAGCUUUUUUACCUAGAUUAUGCAUUACUUAUAAAAUCACUUUGAAUUAGUUAUCACUAUUUCUAUUUUUAAAAAUACAUGAUAUAUCUAUUCAAAUUCUAACUUAGCUAGAGAGGGUGCUAAUGAUACUUGAUUGUUCUGCAACUACUUAGAAAACAAAAUGAUAAAUGGAUCAAAUCAUAAUAUUGCCCGAUUCUUUAUGACAUCAUAAAGUUUUCAAGUCCUUUUUAAAGUUCAGGGGUACCUGUGUAGGUUUGUUUCAUAGGUAAACUUGUGUCAUGGGGUUUGUUGUACAGAUUCUAUCAUCACCCGGGUAUUUAACCUAGUAUCCAUUAGUUAUUUUCCUGAUUGGCUCCUCCUUGCCUCCACCCUUCAGUAGGCCCCAGUGACUGCUGUUCUCCUCUAUGUAUCUAUGUGUUCCCAUCAUUUACCUUCCGCUUAUAAGUGAGAACUUGUAGUAUUUGGUUUUCUAUACCUGAGUUAGUUUGCUAAGGAUAAUAACCUCCAGCUAUUUUUAUGAUGGCAAAGGAUUCCAUAGUGUAAAUGUACGACAUUUUUUAAUCCAGUC
Molecule: messenger RNA, 1995 nt
Organism: Cebus imitator (Panamanian white-faced capuchin)
Lineage: Eukaryota; Metazoa; Chordata; Mammalia; Primates; Cebidae
Product: olfactory receptor 4K15-like
Exons: 1
Coding region: 199-1137 (312 amino acids)
Biological process (GO): G protein-coupled receptor signaling pathway
Cellular component (GO): membrane
Molecular function (GO): olfactory receptor activity; G protein-coupled receptor activity
Source: RefSeq, a predicted model, not a curated record